Messenger RNA from Colletotrichum orchidophilum, 666 nucleotides. Its product is annotated as maleylacetoacetate isomerase. Gene Ontology annotation, biological process: L-phenylalanine catabolic process; glutathione metabolic process. The transcript has a single exon. Bases 1 to 666 code for a protein of 221 amino acids. NCBI's taxonomy places the organism in Eukaryota, Fungi, Ascomycota, Sordariomycetes, Glomerellales, Glomerellaceae. Gene Ontology annotation, cellular component: cytoplasm; mitochondrion. Gene Ontology annotation, molecular function: glutathione transferase activity; maleylacetoacetate isomerase activity. The record is from RefSeq and is a predicted model, not a curated record.
AUGGCCGACUCAGACUACAUCCUUUACUCCUACUUCCGCUCCUCCUGCUCAGCCCGCCUGCGCAUCGCCCUGAAUCUGAAAUCCAUCCCUUACACCACGGUGCCAACCAACCUUCUCAAAGACGAACACCUCUCCUCAACCCACCGCGCCCUCAACCCCUCCGCCAGCGUCCCCCUCCUCAUAAGCCGCUCCGCCGCAGAUUUCAAAGUCACCCAGUCCGUCGCCGCCCUUGAAUACCUCGAAGAAACCCACCCAUCGGCCACGCCCUUGCUCCCCAAGGACGCAAAGACGCGCGCCGUGGUCCGGAGCCUGGUCAACAUCAUCGCCUGCGACACGCAGCCUGUGACCAAUAUGCGCAUCAUGAGGCGGGUGCGGGCGAUGGGCGGAAACGCGGAACAGUGGAACCGCGAGCUCAUUGCUGAUGGGUUUGCGGCGUACGAGGCUGUGGCAAAGGAGUGGGCGGGGAAGUGUUCUGUUGGCGACGAUAUCUCCUUGGCGGAUGUGGCUUUGCUGCCGGCGUAUUGGAAUGCUGAAAGGUUUGGGGUUGAUGUGAGUGCGUAUCCGACCAUCAGGAAGGUUGCAGAGGGUUUGAAGGACCACCCAGCGGUUGCCAAGGCGCACUACUUUAACCAGCCGGACACCCCAGAUGAACUGAGGACGAAGUAA